AGGAGACGAAGACCAGGGUGAGGAUGGAAUUUCUUGAACCACCGAGCGUGACUCGCGGGGAUCGGUUUACUUAAACGUCAUGACACAAUUAUCACGCGAUGUUCUAUUAAUAUUGCGGCCAGAAUGAUUAAUCACAGCGUCGUAACAACAGACGCCUCCCUCCCUCCCUCCACUUUCCUUGUAGCAGCCAACACCUCCGAAAAACCCAACAACCGAGUCCCGUGAACAACAGUUGUUAAGAGUUUGACAUUCGUCUAAUUUACCGUCGUCUGGACCAAUCAAAGCCAUUCAGCAGCUGUUAUUGUAGGUUAACGCUGCAAAAUAAGGAAGGAAUCGCAUCCAACAAUUACACCCGUUAUCCUCACACGUGCAAGCUGAAUGGGAAACAUCACGCCACGGCUAAGACUGGAGCAUUAGCCCCUUACGUCAUCAGAUGGGGUGACGAAUGAGUAGGUCGGCGAGCGUUGGCAGUAGGACAGUCGCCAGCCGGCAGAGAAGUCGAACUGCAGGGUAGAACAGCGGUACGUGCCACACAGCUUUUCCGUGUUAUAGCUACACAUCACUGCCGCCGAUGCCAUGGCUCCAAACUCGAGUUCUGUCACCGAAGACAGAGGUGCAGGAGACACAGCGCAUGCGCCACAGAACGAAAGGAGGGGCGCAGGCGCAGAACCAUACCCGAACUACAGAACGGAAGUCGUGUGGCCCAAUGUUGUUGUGCACGCUUAUCUCAACUUGGCUGCCCUCUACGGAGCGUACCUGAUGUUCACUUCGGCUAGGUUACCCACAGCUAUAUGGGCCUUCAUCUUGUACGAGGCAGGGAUCCUCGGCAUCACGGCUGGGGCGCACCGCCUCUGGUCUCAUCGUGCCUACAAAGCAACAUGGCCGCUGAGGGUCUUCCUCGUGCUCUUGCAAACUCUGGCUUUCCAGACUUCAGCGCACGAAUGGGUUCGCAAUCACAGGGUGCACCACAAGUUUAGUGACACAGAUGCCGAUCCUCAUAACGUGAAUCGCGGUUUCUUCUUCACCCACUACGGCUGGAUGUUGACAAAAAAACAUCCGGCUGUUAAGGAAAAUGGCAAGAAGGUUGAUUCUUCAGACCUGGAUGCAGACCCCUUGCUUAUCUUCCAAAAGAGAUACUACAUGAUUAUCAUGCCUAUUCUGUGCUUCGUGAUACCAACCGCAGUCCCUGUGUUUGUGUGGAACGAAACUUGGUCAAAUGCUUACCACAUCGCUGCUGUAAUGCGACAAGUCAUCACACUUCACAUGACUCUCAUCACUAACAGCGUCACACAUUGGCCGGAUACGUGGCGAAAAAGACCGUAUGACAAGAGGAUCUGUCCGUCAGAGAACUUCUUCGUCUCCUUACUGACGCUUGGCGAGGGCUGGCACAAUUUUCACCACGUGUUUCCCUGGGAUUACAAAACGUCUGAAAUCGGGUACAACCGCAUCAACCCGACCACUCACUUCAUUGACUUCUGCGCGCGCAUCGGGUUGGCCUACGACCUGAAGACAGUGCCGACGUCGAUGGUCAAGAGGCGAGUUCAACGCACGGGCGACGGCACCCACGAACUCUGGGGCUGGGGCGACGCGGACAUGAGCGAGGCGGAGAAGAAGAUGGUCCAGGUCGUCAACGAGAAGGCGACAUAGCGAGGAGCACAUCGCCGUUUGUGAACGAAAGACGGAAACAAACAAUCUGGUGACGGUUUGGUUUUCACGAAUGUUGCUACAGGCACGUCUCUGUCAUAACGCUAGUAGCACCUCUGACCCCACUGUAUCUAAAACUCUGGUGAAGGAGAAAAAUACACUUUCUACUGAAGUGCAACCAUC
This is a messenger RNA of Zootermopsis nevadensis, 1827 nucleotides long. Its product is annotated as acyl-CoA Delta-9 desaturase. Lineage: Eukaryota; Metazoa; Arthropoda; Insecta; Blattodea; Termopsidae. Gene Ontology annotation, cellular component: endoplasmic reticulum membrane. Gene Ontology annotation, biological process: unsaturated fatty acid biosynthetic process. Gene Ontology annotation, molecular function: stearoyl-CoA 9-desaturase activity; iron ion binding. The record is from RefSeq and is a predicted model, not a curated record.